This is a messenger RNA of Closterium sp. Naga37s-1, 3303 nucleotides long. Lineage: Eukaryota; Viridiplantae; Streptophyta; Zygnematophyceae; Desmidiales; Closteriaceae. The record is from the annotation of a GenBank genome assembly.
AUGGUCGCAGAAGUCCCGGAAAACACGCCGUGGGUUGCGGCGAGAUCAUCGGAAGCAGGAAUGUCGGUUGAAAAAUCUACGGAGUUGCGAGGAUCGAGAGCAUCCCUGCUCUUUCACGGCGCGUCUGACGUGGCGAGAUCUCUGCCGCACGUUGGGUGCGGUGCAGACGCGUGGGCGACAAGCAGCUGUCGAGAAGCAAUGGCGGCGCCGCCUUUGCUGGUCAGCCGCUCCCCUUGGUCCCUUUAUCCUCACCUCACAUCACCACUAGGCCCUUCACCUCCGCCACCCUACGCCCCGCUUCCCGCUUCUUUUGUCCUUCGACCCGCACUGUCCUCGCUAAGCACUGCUCCAGUAACGGCCAUAACUACGGCCACACGCCCGUACGCACCACACCUGGCUGUGCCUUUCACGAGUAGCGCGGAUGGCAGGCCAGGGGGAAGCGCCGGGGCAGGCGGGGGCAGUGUAGCGGCAGCAGCGGCAGCAGGUGGCGCGGAAGGAAAGGCGGCUCUCGCUGUGCCUGGGCUGGGGGAAGCGAAGGAGGGUGCUGCGAUCGUAGCCAAGAAAGGGGAAGCAGGGGGGGCAGCGGCAGGCCCAGGGAAGGGUGGGGCGGGGGAGGCGGUAGCAGGAGGAGGGCAGGGCGGGGAGGAGGCGUCGGACAUGGCGAUUCUGAGCACGCUGGCGCAGUACCUCUGGCCCAAGGACAACCCCGACUACCGCCGCCGUGUUGCCGCUGCCCUCACCCUGCUCGUCUCUGCAAAGCUGUUGAACAUCCAGGUGCCGUUCCUCUUCAAGCAUGCCAUAGACAGCCUGUCAGCAGCAGCGGGGGCCACGGGCGCCACAGCGGCGGCAGCAGCAGCCACGGCAGCGUCGGACCCGCUCUUCUUCGCGCUCUUCACCACGCCCUCCGCCAUGCUGCUGGGAUAUGGCCUUGCGCGUGCUGGCGCCUCUGCGUGCAAUGGUGGGGCUUGUGAGCUGCGCAAUGCGGUGUUUGCGAACGUGGCGCAGGGCACCAUCCGCAAAGUGGCGAGGCAGGUGUUCCUGCACCUGCACGACAUGGACCUCUCCUUCCACCUCAGCCGUCAGACGGGGGCGUUGAACCGAACGAUAGACCGGGGCACGAGAGCCAUCAACUUCAUCCUCUCCUCCAUGCUCUUCAACGUCUUCCCCACGCUGCUCGAGGUCCGCUUCCCUCCCCUCCCCUCAUGCUCCUCUCUGCCCCAGCGCUGCCCCGCCACGCGUCCUGCGCUUAUCGGGCUGGUAUCCAGCAUCCUGGCAUACAAGUUUGGUCCCUCCUUCGCUGUUGUCACAGCAGCAACAGUCACAGCGUACACUGUGUUCACCCUUGGAAUCACGCAGGUGCACCUCUCAACCCACCUCACACUCAAUAACCCCUCUCCUCAUCCAUCCUCUCCAUCUCUACUUGUGGCUUUCCUCCCCUCCUCCCUCCUUUCUCAUAUUUUUCCCUCUUCACUUCUCCCUUUCCCUCCCCUCUCCCCUUUCCUCCCCUCUCCCUUCCUCUCCCUUCUCCCCUCCCCUCCCCUCCCCUCCCCUUCCCUCCCCUCCCCUCCCCUCCCCUCCCCUCCCCUCCCCUCCCCUCCCCUCCCCUCCCCUCCCCUCCCCUCCCCUCCCCUCCCCUCCCCACACCCGUCCCCUGCCUUCGCUGGUCCCCCCGGGAGCGUGAAUGCUUGGCAGUGGCGCACCAAGUUCCGGCAGCAGAUGAACAAGGCGGACAACGACAGCAGCUCGCGCGCCAUCGACUCCCUCAUCAACUACGAGACAGUGAAGUAUUUCAAUAACGAGGAGCACGAGGCCGCCAUGUACGACACCUUCCUCAAACGGUACGAGGUAGCAGCGCGCAAGACGCAGAGCAGCCUAUCGCUGCUCAACUUCGGGCAGAACGCCAUCUUCAGCGCUGCGCUCGCAUACACCAUGGUCAUGUGCGGCCAGGGGAUUGCUGCCGGCCACAUGACCAUCGGCGACCUCGGGAGAAAGGGAAUGAGUGGGGGGGAAGGAGGGGAUUUGGAGAAGCAGGGAGAUGGGAUCUGGGUGAUGGUGAACGGGCUGCUGUUCCAGCUGUCGCUGCCGCUCAACUUCCUGGGCAGUGUGUACCGGGAGACGCGCCAGAGCCUCAUAGACAUGCACCACAUGUUCUCGCUGCUGCAGUUGAAGCCAUCAGUGUCGGACAUACCGGAUGCGCGCCCUCUGGAGCUCAAGGACAGCAGCAUCUCUCUCGAGGGCGUUACCUUUGGCUACCAUGACGAGAAGCCAAUUCUGAAUGGCGUGUCACUGCACGUGCCUGGAGGGAAGAGCCUCGCCAUCGUUGGUCCCAGUGGCAGCGAUUUUCCUCCCACUGGCCCUCCCCCAUUCUACCCCAUCUCGUCAUUCCCCACCUCUUUUUUCCCCCCAUGUCCUGCUUUCUUCUCGCCUUCUUUCUUCCUUCUUUUUCCCUUCUUUUCCUCUCUCCCCGCUCACCCCUCCUCUCUCCGCUCGCUCGUCCCUCCAUCGCGCCUGCAGGUCCUGUUCAACGACAGCAUCAUGUACAACAUCCGUUACGGCCGCCCAUCAGCCACCGACGAGGAGGUGUACGAGGCGGCGCGGCAGGCGGCCAUUCACGAGCAGAUCCUGGAGUUCCCCAAGGGCUAUGAUACCAUGGUGGGGGAGCGCGGGCUCAAGGUGCGUGAGAACCAUGAGGAUAGUUUCUUUGUGCUGAACGCAUUCACCCAGCUGUCCACCUUCCCCAAGGGCUACGACACCAUGGUGGGGGAGUGUGGGCUCAAGAUAAGUGGAGGGGAGAAGCAGCGAGUGGCACUCGCAAGAACGUUCCUCAAGGGAGCUCCCAUCCUGCUGUGUGACGAAGCCACGAGUGCGCUGGACAGUGUGACGGAGGGCGCCAUUCUCACGGCCCUGCAGAGCCUCGCUCGCAACCGCACCUCCAUCUUUGUCGCUCACCGCCUCACCACCGCCAUGCAGUGCGAUGAGAUCGUGGUGUUGGACGAGGGGCGCAUCAUAGAGCGUGGCAACCACGCAUCGCUGCUGGCACUCAACGGCACCUACGCUGACAUGUGGCGCCAGCAGAACCACCCGCACGGGGAGGAGGACGCAGGCGAGGGGGAGGAGGGAGGCGAGGGGGAGAUCCGUGGAGUUAGCGCGAGUGAGCAUGGUGGGGAUCGGUUGGCAGUGGUGCUGGGAGGGGAUGAUGAUGGGGUGGCGCAUGGUAAGGCGGACAAGGCAGGCAACGCCGCUGCUGGUGUGGAUGGCAACGGUCGGCCGAUAGUGCACGGCGCUGCUGCGAGGGCAUCGUAG